Plasmodium malariae is the source of this 924-nucleotide messenger RNA. Lineage: Eukaryota; Apicomplexa; Aconoidasida; Haemosporida; Plasmodiidae. The record is from the annotation of a RefSeq genome assembly.
GAUUUGUAUGAUUAUAUCACAAACCACAGUACUACUGAUACUUAUUCUAGUAGUUCUGAUGGUUUUAUGUAUUGGGGAUAUUGUAAAUACCUUAAUUCAAUUAAAUCACUGUAUAACAUGCACAGAAUGAAUUGUUGUAAUUAAUUUUGGAAGGAUAUUUGCAAAGGUUAUUUUAAUAUAAUCACAAAAUUUUAUUUUGAGAAAAGCAAGAUUUCAAAUUCUCAAAAAAUUAUGUUACACAUAACUACGGGGUGUAGAAUUUUCAACCAGAAGAAAUCAUUACUUUUAACUCAAUUGGAUACAAUCCUUAUGGUAAGUAAGUAUAGUCAUGUAAGAGCAUACCAAUAACACCAGAAGUUUCUAAAAAAAAUGAUUAAAUGAGAAAAUAUUAAAGUGAAGCCUGAAUUAUGUGUUACUGAAUUUGCGCAUAAAGUGCUAGUGUUCAGUGAUAUAUAAGAAAAAGUAAAUGCUGGAAGUAAUAUCUCGGAUAAGGAAAGUAGUGUUUGAAAAUCUGAAAGAAAAGGAGUAGUUAAGUGUUUCUUUUUUUUUAUUAGAUAGAAAGAUUGUUAUAGUUUUUCAAAAUUUCUUGCAUUAGAAGUUUUACAAAAUUCCCCGUCUCCGGUACGAAGCCCAAUAUUAACAGUAGCAGAGGCCCACAAAAGAGAAUCCAAUAAAUUAAAGUUGAAUCAUACAGAAGAUUUAUAAAAAGUUAAAAAACGUUUGCACAUUGUUGAUGAUAACAUUUUUAAUAUGUCUAUAUCUAUUUGAUUCUCUCUAGGUAUAUCAGUUGCUCAUAUUCUAGCAGUAACUGUCGUUUUUCUCCUUUUUUACAGAUUUACUACAAUAUAUUCAUAGUUACAUAAACGGACAAAAAAGAGGAAAAUAAAGAAUUAUUCAUGUAAAAAUAUAAGCAAAUCAUCAUAA